Erythranthe guttata (spotted monkey flower) is the source of this 1521-nucleotide messenger RNA. NCBI's taxonomy places the organism in Eukaryota, Viridiplantae, Streptophyta, Magnoliopsida, Lamiales, Phrymaceae. The record is from RefSeq and is a predicted model, not a curated record.
UCAAUCUCUUCAAGAAUUCAACCACCUCUCUCUUUCUCUCUCUAGCUUCUCUCUCUCUCUCUCUCUCUAAAUUCUUCCAUCAUAUCAAACCCCAUCUAAAAGGGAGAAGAAAGAACAAAUUAUUCAGUUCAAUAAUUCAUUUUACAAGUUUAUUACAACCCUAAAAAAAAUCAAACACAAUUCACAGAAGAGAGGGUUUACAGUUUACAGGCACACUAAUUAAUUAAUUUAAUUGAUGGAGUUAUUUCCAGCACAUCCAGACCUAUCUCUGCAAAUCAGCCCACCAAACAACACUAGUAUCAAACCCUCUCCGCCGUCGUCUUCCACCGGCUGGAGAAGAACUUCCGAUCAAGAUGAGGUGGUCGAUAUGGCCUUCUGGCGGAGAGCUCUCGAUUCAAGAAACUCCACCGCCACCGCCACCGCCACCGCCAAGCCUCCUCCACCGGCCAACAACUCUAAUUAUUAUUCUUCCUCAAAUCAGUACUUCCACCGCCACCUCCUCCACGGCGGCGCGGGUUUCCUCCGGCAAGGGCUCUCCGCCGGUGAAGAGCUCGGUUUCUUGAGGCCGAUUAGAGGGGUCCCGGUGUACCAAAACCCUCCGUCUUUCCCGUUCGCCACCGCCGCCGCCCACCACCACCACCACCAUCAUCAGCAGCAGCAGCAUCUGGAAGCUCCGCCGCCGCAGUUGAUGGCGGCGUCCUCCGGCGGCGGAGGUGUAAAUCACAUCAACACCUCCGCCGGAGUGCUGAUGCGGUCGAGGCUGCUGUCGAGGUUUCCGGCGAAACGGAGUAUGCGGGCCCCACGGAUGCGGUGGACCACCACUCUACAUGCUCGUUUCGUCCAUGCCGUCGAGCUCUUGGGCGGCCAUGAAAGAGCUACGCCGAAGUCAGUUCUUGAGCUAAUGGAUGUGAAAGAUCUCACCUUGGCACAUGUUAAAUCCCAUUUACAGAUGUAUCGGACAGUGAAGUCAACUGACAGAGCUCCAGCUAAUUCAGGACAAUCGGACGUUUACGAAAACGGGUCUUCGGGCGACACGUCGGACGAUUUCCUGUUCGACAUUCAAAACAUGCAGAAAUCCGAUCAAAUUAAGGGAAGACAAAUCAAUAUUGAUCAAGAUGAAUAUCAUGGCAUGUGGAGCAAUUCAUCAAGUGGUGAAGCUGCAGCUUGGUUGCAUGGAAGACCAAACGACUCUGAAAGGAACGUACAAUCUCUUGAGGUACAACUUUUUGAACGUGAAAUUACAAAAAUACCCCUACACCCUCUUUCAAAAUUCUUUCCCAUGUCAAUAAUAUAGUGUACUUUCAUGCUUGUACAUAUAUAUAUACACACAUUGGAUAUAUGUAUAUAUAUGGUGAAUAAAGUGUUAAUCUUUUCUGAGUAUCUCUAUAUAUACAAAAGUAGAGGGAGCCUUUUUGCACACACACAGAGUGUGUGUGUGUGUGUGUGUGGAAUUAAAAGUCAAGUAAAAAAGUAAGGAAAAGAUCUUGAAAAUGUAAAAUUACACCAUACAUAAUGCAUGUG